This is a messenger RNA of Acipenser ruthenus (sterlet), 1864 nucleotides long. RefSeq lists its product as uncharacterized. The record is from RefSeq and is a predicted model, not a curated record. The transcript has 3 exons. NCBI's taxonomy places the organism in Eukaryota, Metazoa, Chordata, Actinopteri, Acipenseriformes, Acipenseridae. The coding region runs from base 1091 to 1864 and encodes 257 amino acids.
AAAACAUUAUUCCCAACUCUGAUACGUCUAACCACGGUCAGUUUACCAAAUAAGUCUAGGAAAUGCCAAUUGUUUUCACAAUAUUUCAGUUUUAGAUCCCAAAUUCAUUUUCUGAAGGAGUCUAAUAAUAGCUGGAUGAAAGCCUACUCCAGUAAAUUAUUAGGGCAAGGGCGUUUAUGCUGAAGUAUCCAAUGCGUACAGUUCACAUUGUCAGGCAGCUUUAAACCCUUUUUUUGAAAACACGACAGUAGCCUGCUACACAUUAAUACGCUUUGUUCCUUGUCAUUGGGCUCUGGUGUUUUUUCCUUAUGGAGGCCACCUUCAGUCUUAACUACAUCAGAACACUCCAAUUGUCUAUUGCUGAUUUAAGAUUUGGUUUAUUUAUUUAAUAAAAUGAACUGUGCUACUGCAGCAUUUUACUCCAGUAUUUUGCUGUAAACACUAUACUUUAAAGUGGUAAUUUGCUGUAAAUGCAUUUUUAUUAUACAGCAGUAAACUAUAGUGGCCAUACUUAGUACUGUAGUCUACUAUAACCUCCUUGAAUAAUGCAUACUUCAAAGUGGUUAUAGAAAUUUUCAGAAUUUACUAUAGCAUACUUUCAAGGAGGUGUAAUUGCCAGUAGUAUUUACUACAGUGCCUGUAUGUUAUACAAUAUUUUAAAAAAAAGCAUUUACAGCAAAUGUGCUCAUUAACAAUAGAAUCCUGUAUUAAAAUGUGUUUUAAAAAAGUUGCAAUAAUUUAAAGUUGUGUGAAGUUUAGAUUUUAUUUUUCAUAGAACAUAAUCCUGAAUAAGGGACACUGCAAUCACCACAGAGAGCAUAGGGAAACUAGUACCUCUUCUUCAGACCUUCAUAGCUGAUAGCUUCUUUUUUUGUACUAAAUGUUACUCACAUGGGACUGUAAGGAUGUAACAUUUUAUUUACAAAUUCGUCCCUCGCUGAAGCUGGUGUUUGUGAAAGUUUAACUAACUGACAAGGGGCAGGGAAAAGCUAAUAAAGGGAAUGAAAAUUGAUUAUACCAUACUACACCUCUUUUCAAUAGCCAAAGACAAACCAGUUAACAUCUUUUCUUUGAAAUCGGGUGAGGACACAUGGUGAGGACUGUUAAGAUGGAGCAGGACUGUCAAGUCGGAAAACCCAUGCCUGCAGCUGAUCCCAAUCUGACAAGCCCAGACAAUCAUCAUGACCUCACUGCCAGUGCAAGAGAGGAAGUGGAAAGCACCAAGGAGAACGAGGGUGAUUCCACACACAUGGACCAGAGCAAUGCCCAAGAGAAGCCAGUCAUGAAAACUAAGAUGGAACCCUCCUCCACAAAACUGUGUGGGUACCUGAACAAACUGGGGGGGCCCUUGAAGGCCUGGAAAGCCCGCUGGUUUAUUUUCGAAGAGAAGAAGUGCCAGCUGUACUACUACAGAACGUCACAGGAUGUCAAUCCCUUGGGAAGCAUUGACCUGGCUAACGCUACCUUUGGCUACCCGGCUCAAGAUCAGGAAGAGACCUUUCAAAUUCAAAUCCCAGGACGGGUUGUUGGAUGGGCAGUUGAGAUGCUUGUGCUCUUUUUCAGGAAGGACAGAGGACUUCCUCCCAGCAGUAAAGACCCCCAAGGGCCUAGUUGGAGAAACCGCAGCACCCCAUCACAGAGAUACAUUUCGUUUCCUCUGUACUUUGCCUUCAGAAGUCAGUUUGUGUUUCCUCUGCCUUGCCCUUACAGGAACACAGUCCUCAAUAUCUGUGGAAACAAGCCAGCUCAGGAGCUGAGGCGGAGUGUGUUCAACUUUGACAAGAUUCAGCAGUCGGAAGACUGUCCCUGUGAGGAUCCUGUGACACAGAUACUGGGGGAGACAACAGGUGCGUCCUUCAGUUGA